AUGUCAGCUAAUCCCAAUAGAGUCCGAGGCAAUAAGGUCAAUCUGAAUGAGGUCAAGGAUGUCUACGAUCCCCAUGUGUCGUAUUUAGCUGCGGCAACCGCCGAGGAUCCUGCGUUGGCCUUUACGCAGCAUCCAUCUCAACACCAGUCUCCCCAUCAGCAUAACCCGUACGCUUCGUACUCUGCAGAGUUGCAGCACCGGGCCGAGUUGCAACGAAGACAGCAACAGAUACAGCAGCAGGAGUUGCAGCAUCAGCAGUUGAAGCAGUAUCAGCAACAGCGCAGAGAAUUGGCUCACGCCCAGGCGCAGGUUCAACAGGCGCAGGUGAGGGCACAAAUGGAAGCGCAGGCCCAAGCCCAGGCUCGUGCUCAAGCUCAAGCUCAAGCUCAAGCUCAAGCUCAAGCUCAAUCGAAAUCUAGAGCACGAGCCCAGGCUCAGGCUCAGGCUCAAGCGCAGGCUCAAGCUCAAGCUCAGGCACAGGCGCAGGCACAGGCGCAGGCACAGGCGCAGGCACAGGCGCAAGCCCACAGUCAAGCGCAAGCACGAGCUCAUGUCGAAGCUCUUCAAGCUCAGGCAGAUGCUCAAAUACGAGCUCAGAUGCAAGGUACCAACACGCCGCAGCCGCAAUACCAGACAAACCAACUCGUUGGUGACCCGUCCCAGCAACAACGACAACAACUACAACUACAACUACAACAGCAACAGCAGCAGCAACAGCAACAGCAACAACUGGAGCAACAGCUGGAGCAAUCACCACAACAAGCAGUAGCUGGGCUCGGCGAUGAUUUCAAUCCCAAUGCAGAUUUGAAAUCGCGAUAUUCCGAGAAUGAAAUCAUCAAAACGUUUAGCAGCAAGCCCGACCUUGUCAAGUACGUCAAACAUGUGCUAGGCCCAGAAGAGAGCAGCAGAAUAGUCAUAAAUUCCUCCAAGGCAAAAGCUGUGUAUUUCCAAUGCGAAAGGUCGGGCUCAUUUCGAACUACGGUUAAGGACCUUGAGCUGAGGCAGCGGAUUGCCUAUACCAAGAGAAACAAAUGCGCGUUUAGGUUAGUUGCCAACUUGUACCCUUCGGAGAAGGAGCAGCAAAAGAGGAACCCCAAGUUGGAACGGGAAAUUGGCGAAUAUAACGAAAUCAAAAGUCAACACCCCGAGCUUGAUGGCGGGUUGGGCGAAAUGUGGAUUUUGCGAAUGAUUAACCCGCAACACAACCACCCUCCUGACCCUUCGAGCAAGAAGAAGAGACAGAAAACGUCGAGGACAUUGGUGCAAAAGCCAAUCAAUAAGCCACCGCAGAGAUAUCGACAUCAGUCUAGUUUGCAGGACCAGCAACAGCAAAUCACACAACAACCACACCACCACCACAACCACCUCAACCAGCAACAGCAGCAGCAGCCACGUCCACAGCAGAUCCAACUACACCAGCAGCAACCGGCUCCACAAAUGCAAAUGCAUCAGAACCACAUUUACCAGCCGCAAUCACAGCACCUCGAAACUGCGUUAUCCGGUAUGACCGCCAAUUAUUCCGAGUUGAUAGGACAUUUGAGCAAUAACUUGUCUCAUCAGCCUCUGCAACAGCAACAUCAGCAACAUCAACAUCAACAACCGCAACAACAAUCACAACCACAUCAGAUGCUACAAGCAGCCCCGCAAGUUCAUCACCUUCAGCAACAACCGCAACGUGUUGGUGUAGUUGGCAGUAGUGGUUCUGUUGGUGGUGGCUCUGUCGGCGGAGGCGCAGGUGCACUGUUGGACCCCACGGAUACAUCCGUGUAUGCGGCAUUGGAAGCAUCUGCCGGCGAGGGGUCCUCGUCUUCGAACCAGACGGGUUCAAAUAGCCUUGCAGCAGCAGCAGCUGCCGCGACUGCCGCUUUGAACUCCCAAAAUACCCCGGGUUUGGAUGCUUCACUUGACCCUAACGUUGAUCCUAAUGUUCAGGCUCAUGACCAUGCGCAUGGGAUGAGACCGGGGGAACUUUUGUAG
Molecule: messenger RNA, 1977 nt
Organism: Lodderomyces beijingensis
Lineage: Eukaryota; Fungi; Ascomycota; Pichiomycetes; Serinales; Debaryomycetaceae
Source: the annotation of a GenBank genome assembly